AUGGAAGUUGAUUCCUUGGCUUCGCUACAAGCCGACGCUCAGCAAUGCCAAGCUGAGCUCGACGAGCUAAUCGCGGAAGUUGCGAGUUUACGUCGAGGCGAGAUCCCAGAAUCACACGUCCCCGAAGAAUUGACGGAGCUCCGGUCCAAAAAUGCUGAGUUGCGCUACCACAUCAAUUUCCUGAAGAAGAGUAUAGCUCGCGAAGGCGGGGAAUGCGCACCCAUGCAAGAAAACGGAAACACUUCGAAGUGUGCCUUGACUCUGUUGAGUGAAAUAUUUUCCAAGGCUUUCAAUGCGGCUUUCCCCGAAGCCUCCGGCCAAGUUCAGGUUGGCGUGACGCCUUCAACAAAUGAGAAAUUCGGAGACUACCAAUGCAACGUCGCAAUGCCGGCAACUAAGUAUUUCAAGAAAGUCGGAAAGAAUAUAUCCUCCGUCGAAAUCGCGGAACGGGUAGUCGAGAAACUAGUUCCUGGAUCCUUGAUUGGCUCAACUUCUAUCGCUGGUCCCGGAUUCAUCAACAUAAAGCUGAAUCUGGACUUCGUGCGGGAUGCGACUCUCUGCAUUCUCAAGAACGGAGUCAGCCCGCCGCGAGUCGAUCGAAAACUGAGGGUCGUCGUGGAUUUCUCAUCUCCGAACAUCGCCAAGCAGAUGCACGUCGGUCAUUUGCGGUCGACGAUCAUCGGUGAGAGCAUCAGCCGCUUGCUCGAGUUUGUUGGGCAUGACGUGCUCCGAUUGAACCAUAUUGGAGACUGGGGCACCCAAUUCGGCAUGCUCAUCGCUCAUCUGAUGGACAAAUUCCCCGACUACAAGGAGAACGUCCCGCCGGUCGCCGACCUGCAAGAGUUCUACAAGGAAUCCAAGAUGAGGUUCGAUAGCGACCCGGCAUUCAAAAGCAGAGCCUAUGAAGCCGUCGUGCGUCUUCAGUCGAAAGAAAAAGACAUAGUUAAGGCCUGGCAGCUCAUCUGCGACGUCAGUCGCAAAGAGAUGCAGAGCGUCUAUGACCGACUGGACAUUACGUUGCUGGAGCGCGGCGAGAGCUUCUACAACGAACUGAUGAUCGAUGUCGUCAAGGAUCUCGACCGUCGAGGAUUGUUGUCUCUCGAAGAUGGUCGCAAAGUCAUGUACCCGCAGGAAGAGAACCUCGUCCCGAUGACUAUCGUCAAGAGCGACGGAGGUUUCACCUACGAUACCUCCGACAUGGCGUCGAUAAGGCAUCGAGUGGGCGUAGAGAAAGGCGACUGGUUGAUUUACGUCGUUGAUUCCGGUCAGUCCUCUCAUUUCAAACAGCUCUUCAAAUGUGCACAGAUUGCCGGCUACGUCGACGAAAAGACAAGGCUGAGCUUCGUGGGAUUCGGACUAGUUUUGGGAGAAGACCGGAAGAAACUGAAGACACGAUCGGGCGAGACCGUGAAACUCAACGAUCUCUUGGAUGAGGGUCUACAGAGGUGCAGAGAAAAGUUAUUAGCGAAAGGUAGGGACAAGGAACUUACACCGGAGGAGCUCAAGAGAGCUCAGGAAGCCGUGGCUUACGGGUGCAUCAAGUUCGCUGACUUGGUAAACUCUCGCACGAACGACUACAUCUGUUCCUUCGAUAGGAUGCUCGAUGAUCGCGGUAAAACCGCAGCGUAUCUCCUGUACUCCCUGACGAGGAUUCGUUCCAUUGCUCGUCAAGCCGGGGUCGACACGGCGGAGCUGAGAAAGUCCAUCACGAAGCUCGACUUGGACCAUCCGAAGGAGAUUAAACUGGCGAAACAGCUCCUGAAGUACCCCGAAAUCCUGCUGACGAUACUGGAAGAUCUCUACAUCCAUCCGUUAUGCGACUAUUUGUAUGAUCUGAGCUCAACAUUCUCCGAGUUCUACGACAACUGCUACUGCAUAGUCAAGAACAGAACUACCGGAGAGAUCGAGUCUGUCAAUAUGUCCCGUCUCGCUCUGUGCGAGGCGACGGCUCAAGUCAUGGAGAUGUGCUUCAAGAUUCUCGGCAUAAGGACCGUCGACAGGAUGUGAUUCUUUAGCUCCCUGGCCUGGCUCGAAGGCAUACCACCGUGCUGUCGAUUGGGGUUGAUUUCAGGAACGAUCAAUCCUUCUCCAUGCGACCUGUGAUGCUCGUAGCGCUGUUCUCAU
Messenger RNA from Galendromus occidentalis (western predatory mite), 2124 nucleotides. It is a transcript of the gene ArgRS, whose product is annotated as arginine--tRNA ligase-like protein. NCBI's taxonomy places the organism in Eukaryota, Metazoa, Arthropoda, Arachnida, Mesostigmata, Phytoseiidae. Gene Ontology annotation, cellular component: cytoplasm. Bases 1 to 2007 code for a protein of 668 amino acids. Gene Ontology annotation, molecular function: ATP binding; arginine-tRNA ligase activity. Gene Ontology annotation, biological process: arginyl-tRNA aminoacylation. The record is from RefSeq and is a predicted model, not a curated record. The transcript has 10 exons.